AAGAAAUGUACAGUCUACCUGUCAGAAACUUGUCAAACAGGUUUUGCAUUGCUUGAAUAGAUUUCUAUUUUUAGCAAACGUCAACACCGGGAACGGUCUAUUCUGGUACGUAAACGCUCAACCUGUUUACCAUUUUCGUUGUGAUAUUUUUUGGAUUUUCGUAAUAAUUGAGUUAACUUAAAACAGCUUGGGCAAGAUGACGACAGGAAACAAGACAGCACGGGUGAUUUUUCUGGUUUGCGACUUUAUCUUCUUGAUAAUGGGGAUCGGAAUCUUCAUAGCAGGAAUCUACCUGAAGGUCUCCCGCGCUGACUUUACCGAGGUGUUGGACAGUAAGGAAUUUAACUUUGCCACAGCACUGAUGGUCUCUGCUGGGAUCAUAGUUGUGGUGGUGGCCAUUAUUGGACUGAUCGGAGAGCGACUACAGAACCAAUGCGUGCUAGGAGUAUACCUGAUCUGUGUUAUACUUAUCUUCUGUUUGGAACUAGCAGCUGGUAUUACUGGAGCUAUCUACAGAAAUAGGAUAGAAGCAGCCUUGCAGAACGACAUGCUGAAUGGACUUAAGAAUACAGACAACCGUAACGCUUGGGACACAGUACAGGAAUUGUAUGAAUGCUGUGGUGUACACAAUGCCACAGAUUGGAAUAAUGUGUUUGACCCCAGAAAUCCAACCUGGAUUCCAGACUCCUGCUGUGGCUUUGAAAACUGUGGCACAACUGGGACACAGGUGGCAUGGACUAUUGGUUGUUUUGCGGAUGCUAAGGAGUGGCUGGAGAUGAACUACUUAACUAUCGUCCUUGUGGCUGUGAUUGAAGCUGUACUGCAGUUGUUCCUGAUUAUAAUGCCGAUAGUACUGAUAUACUUUAUAAGAAAAGAGAAAAAGUACCGAUACAUGUGAUGAACUGGGACUGACUGCUCACUAUGGUAACCUGACAUGAAGAUUUGAUUGGCUGUGUGUGGUCACCAAUGUAAGGCCACUGUUGACCUUAUGUGAUAAUGAGUGUAAGAAUGAUGAUCAUAUAUGAAUCUGUAAGUCGUUAUCCGGCAUCGAGAGAUAAUUGAGGCAACAAAGGUGUAAAUAAAAGUUUAACAAAAUCGUAAACAAAACUAUAAACAAAAUGUUGACACACCAUUCUUGCCACUCAUUCUGAACUGUUUCUGUCAAUAUCUCCGUCGAUGAAGUAGUUGCAUAUAUAUACCCUGUAUUAGACGAAUUUUGCUUCUUUAACAAAA
Molecule: messenger RNA, 1233 nt
Organism: Mizuhopecten yessoensis (Yesso scallop)
Lineage: Eukaryota; Metazoa; Mollusca; Bivalvia; Pectinida; Pectinidae
Product: tetraspanin-9-like
Exons: 8
Coding region: 197-898 (233 amino acids)
Cellular component (GO): membrane
Source: RefSeq, a predicted model, not a curated record